UAUUACUAUAACGAUGCCACACUGCGGACCGCGCCCCAAAAAACCCGUGAAUGCCUUCUUGAUGUGGAUAAAUUCCGCCGGGCGCAAGUACAUAAGAGCGAUGCAUCCCGGGAUCAGUGCCCAGGAAGUGUUUGUGAAGGGCAGUGAGAUGUGGGGAGCCAUGGUCAAUGAGGAGAAGGUCGUGUGGCAGGAGGCGGCACGCACGGCAAUGGCCGAUUACAAGAAGAAAUUGGAGAAGUGGAAUACACUCAAAGAGCAGUCGGAGAAAACUACCCAAACGGAUGAGACGGUGGCUCCGAUCUGCAUGAAGUGCUUCUCACAGAUCUAUUGCUUUCACUAAACGUUUGUUUAGUACGUUUGUUAAAUUAUUGUUGUAGUCACAUCCACUAGCAAAAGUGGCGGAAUGU
Drosophila mauritiana is the source of this 407-nucleotide messenger RNA. RefSeq names its product high mobility group protein D-like. The coding region runs from base 14 to 340 and encodes 108 amino acids. The record is from RefSeq and is a predicted model, not a curated record. NCBI's taxonomy places the organism in Eukaryota, Metazoa, Arthropoda, Insecta, Diptera, Drosophilidae. The transcript has 2 exons. Gene Ontology annotation, molecular function: transcription cis-regulatory region binding.